Molecule: messenger RNA, 874 nt
Organism: Centropristis striata (black sea bass)
Lineage: Eukaryota; Metazoa; Chordata; Actinopteri; Perciformes; Serranidae
Gene: fam163b
Product: protein FAM163B
Exons: 2
Coding region: 98-646 (182 amino acids)
Source: RefSeq, a predicted model, not a curated record
CCUCCUUCUUUUCCUCUGUCCUCCUCCCCUCUCUUAUCUUCCUCCUCCUCCUGCUCCUCCUCCUCCUCCUGCAGGCUGUUGAUGGAGAGGAUUUCGAAUGUCAGCCGGCACCGUGGUGAUCGCAGGAGGAAUUCUGGCCACAGUGAUCCUACUGACCAUCGUGGGCGUUCUGUGUUUAUGUAGGUUACAGUACUACUGCUGUAAGAGGGAGGAGUCUGAGAAGGGGGACGAGGACCAACCGGAGCUCGCCACCAUGUCUCCGUCCCGGCCGCUGGCUCUGUCCGCUCCCCCGUCGCCUCCCACGCCGGAGCACUACUUCCCCCAGGAGGAGCCGGAGGACUACCCGCCCACCUUCCUCACCGAGGCCAACGGGCCCGCCAGCUGCUACUCCCCGACGCCGCCGCCGCCGCGCAGGUGCCAGCGCUCACAUGCCUUCUGCCCGUCCUGCGCCCGCUGCUCGCUGCCCUUCUACCUGCAGCACCCCGAGAGGCUGUGCAGCGGCGGGCGCAGGGUCAGCUACAGGACUGUGCAGCAGCAGGACCUGGAGCUGCCGCUGGACCUGGCCAGCUUCUACCACAAGCUCAACCUCAUCCGCUCCGUCACCAUGAGGGAGGUGGUCACCCACAGCGUCAGCACAGACGUGUAGCCGCCGCCCGGCGGGGCGGAGGAGGAGGAGGAGGAGGAGGCGCCAGCGGGGCGGAGGCGGCGUCGUACCACCACACUGAGGGCUUCUGGGAGGUGCAGCUGGACGCAUCUGUGAACAUUGUUUCUAACGGACUCUCCUCCUCCUCCUCCUCUCUCAUUCCUUAAUUUCCUCCUCAUCCUCUCCUCUUGUUCCAUUUCUCCUUUCUUUCCACCAUACUCUCUUCCUCCU